Fopius arisanus is the source of this 4503-nucleotide messenger RNA. It is a transcript of the gene Pxn, whose product is annotated as Peroxidasin. Gene Ontology annotation, biological process: response to oxidative stress. Lineage: Eukaryota; Metazoa; Arthropoda; Insecta; Hymenoptera; Braconidae. The record is from RefSeq and is a predicted model, not a curated record. The coding region runs from base 140 to 4012 and encodes 1290 amino acids. The transcript has 3 exons. Gene Ontology annotation, molecular function: peroxidase activity; heme binding; protein binding.
ACCACUGGCCAGUUACUCGUGCACCCGCGCUCCUCAAACUUGAUAUUUAUUUGGGAUCAUAAAAAAUCACUUCAACGCAUUCCAUCGACUAUUUCGAGUUCUAGGAGUUGAUGGAUUGAGUAGAGAACAGGAGUUUAAUAUGAGAAUCUUCAGGGAAUUACUCAUUUGGAUUUGGAUUUUUGUUCCUGUCUUGUCAUCACCUCAGGGGAGAGCUGAUAAUGUUUCCAAGGAUUGCCCAAGGAAAUGCUGGUGUUAUCAGACUGCUGUACGGUGCAUGUUCCAGGGUAUCACCCGAGUGCCGAGAGUUUCUGGGAACUCUACGAUUUUAGACCUAAGGUUCAACGAUAUCGCAGAUCUACCACCGGGUACAUUCCAUGGAUUGAAAAGUCUCGAUACAAUUUUGCUGAAUGAUAAUAAAGUCCGGCACUUGACGGCAAAUGCAUUUGUGGGCCUUACGAACUUGACUAUUCUAUAUCUGUACAAAAAUCGAAUAACUUCCGUGUCAGCUGGGGCAUUUGCACACUUGGUAAAUCUCCGACAGCUUUAUCUCCACGAGAAUCGUCUGACGGAAAUCGAAGCGGGUACAUUCAGCAAUCUACCGAAAUUGGAGAGACUAUUUUUACAGAAUAAUAGACUCCACAGAAUACCAGCGGAUGCGUUUGAAAAUGUUGGGCCAAUGACACGUCUCAGGUUGGAUAGCAAUGCGCUGGUAUGUGAUUGCGAUCUUCUUUGGCUUGUGGAGAGACUUCGUGAAGGACCAUCGGAAACAGCGGCUGUCUGUCGAGCUCCAGUGGAGAUGGAAGGACGAUCACUCACCUCCAUGUCCACUGACGAUUUUCAUUGCCAUGUACCAAAGAUAAUGGAAGGCCCCGAAGACGUUCAAUUGGCAGCUGGUGAGACAGCUUCUUUCACCUGCAAAGUAAUAGGAGAUCCAAAACCGAAAAUAAAGUGGAUGAGAAAUUCAGACGAAGUCAAUCCAGACGGUUCUCGCUGCAUCAUAAAAGACGAUGGCACUCUCGUUAUUUCGGAUAUUUCUGAGAACGAUGUUGGAGAGUACGAGUGCAUUGCAGAGAGUAAAAUGGGUUCAACAUCAUCGAGAAAAGCCAGAGCGAUUAUAACAGCGACACCCUCCAUUCGUUUUAUAGAAAUUCCCAAUUCGCAGUCCGUAACAGCUGGUGAUGACGUAUUUUUCACAUGCAUAGCAGAUGGUCAUCCUAGUCCACGGAUUGAAUGGUGGAGAAAUGGCCAGCGGCUUCGAGGAGACGACAGGAUAUUCCUGGAGGAUGAGGGUACCACUCUACGGAUUAUUUCGACAACCACUGGAGAUUCAGCGAGAUAUGUGUGUCAAGGGAAAAAUAUUCACGGUUUGGCGGAGGUCAGUGCAGACUUGAAUGUUGUUUCCAGCAAUUUCAACCCUCCAAGACUGACGUAUCAGCCCCCAGAGGACAUGGAAACAGAAAUAGGAGCCACGGUUGAACUUCCCUGUCGCUCCGAAGGUGAACCUAAACCCAUAAUCCACUGGAAGAAGGAUGGAAGCGCCUUGGAAGUCAUUCCCAGGUACAAAAUCUCACGUGGAGGAAGUUUGUACAUCCAAAACAUCACGUUAACUGACUCUGGAAGGUACGAGUGCACAGCUGUGAAUGAUUAUGGACGAGCAACUGCUCAGAGUCUUCUAAAAGUCAAACAGGUACUUGUUACUUCUAAUAGCAUUGUCCAUCGAGCUUUUCAAGACGCAACAGACAGCAUUGACAGAGCAGUCAAUCAGACAUUGGGAAAAUUAUUUGGAAUCGAUGGCGCACCCCCCACUGGUCACUUUGAUCCAUUCAGAAUAGCCAGAUUUCCCAAUAAAAUCGCAAGGGCUAAUGCCAGACCUGCUGAGAUUUUCGAGAGAACUCUAGUCAAUAUCCGAAAAUUUGUUAAUCAAGGGAUGAAUGCUAAUAUCUCAGGGCCUUUUAAUUAUCACGAUAUUUUGACACCCGAACAAGUUAGGGAGAUUGAGAGACUCUCGGAUUGCACUGGACACCGGAUAAAACCAAAAUGCAACAAUUUGUGUUUUCACAGUAAAUACAGAACUGUCGAUGGCACUUGUAAUAAUUUGAAACAGACAACCUGGGGGUCUUCCUACACAGGAUUCAGGAGAAUACUCCAACCGAUUUAUGAGAAUGGAUUUUCUCAGCCAAUUGGAUGGGACAAGACAAGACUCUACUUCGGAUUUCCAAAACCCGCUGCAAGACUGAUAUCCACAAAAAUUAUUUCAACAAAUAAAAUCACUUCAGAUGAUAAGUUGACGCACAUGUUGAUGCAAUGGGGUCAAUUCCUGGAUCACGAUCUGGAUCACGCCCUUCCCGCGGUUUCGAGUGAGUCCUGGGAUGGAAUUGAUUGUAAAAAAUCCUGCGAUAAUGCAGCACCGUGUUUUCCGAUGGAAGUACCUCCUGGAGAUCCCAGGAUCACCAACCGACGUUGCAUUGAUUUCGUGAGGUCCAGUGCAGUCUGUGGAUCUGGAAUGACUAGUAUUCUUUGGGGGGAGGGAAUGACACCCAGGGAACAGAUGAAUCAAUUGACGAGCUUUAUAGAUGCAUCCCAAGUGUAUGGGUAUGACGAUAGUUUAGCUAGAGAUCUUCGAGAGUUGCAGAAUGAUCGAGGAUUGCUGAGGGAGGGUGCUGCAUUGCCUGGAAGGAAACCAAUGCUGCCUUAUAUGUCUGGACAAUUUGUGGAUUGUCGAAGAAAUCCUCAGGAAAGUUCGAUAAAUUGUUUUGUUACUGGGGAUUUCAGAGCUAAUGAGCAGGUGGGAUUACUGGCAAUGCACACGAUUUGGUUGAGGGAGCAUAAUCGAAUUGCUAGGGCUUUAGAGGAGUUCAAUCCUCACUGGUCUGGGGAGAAAUUGUAUCAGGAAGCUAGGAAGAUUGUUGGAGCUGAGAUGCAGCAUAUCACUUAUCAGCACUGGAUUCCCACUGUUUUUGGAAAGAGUCUUGAGGAAUUGAUUGGGGAAUACCCUGGGUAUGAUCCAGAUCUCGAUCCCAGGAUUUCAAACGUUUUCGCAACAGCUGCAUUACGAUUUGGGCAUUCUCUCAUUCAACCGCGUUUGGAGAGAUUGAACGAAACGUUUGAUAGUAUUCCUCAGGGUCCUCUCAGUCUUCGCGAUGCAUUCUUCUCACCUUGGAGGCUCGUAGAUGAGGGUGGAGUCGAUCCUCUACUUCGUGGAAUGUUUGCUACACCUGCCAAACUCAAAUUACCAGAGCAGAAUCUCAAUUCUGAACUCACUGAGCAGCUCUUCAGGACUGCUCAUGCUGUGGCUUUGGAUUUAGCUGCCAUGAACAUUCAGAGAGCUAGGGAGCAUGGAAUACCUGGAUAUCUGGAAUGGAGAAAGUAUUGUAAUAUGUCAAGUGUUGAUGAUUUCGAAGAUCUCGCUGAGGAAAUCAGUAAUCCACGAGUGAGAAGAAAACUGAAGGAGAUUUAUGGACAUCCUGGGAACAUGGAUGUUUGGGUCGGUGGAAUUUUAGAGGAUCAACUGCCUAAUGCCAAAGUUGGGCCUCUCUUCAAGUGCCUUCUAUUGGAGCAAUUCCGCAGGUCUCGUGAUGCCGACAGAUUCUGGUAUGAGAAUCCCUCGUCCUUCAAACCAGAACAGCUACAGGAGAUUAAACAUAUCAGUUUGGCCAGAAUUCUCUGCGAUAAUGGAGAUAAUAUCAGCAGAGUUCAACAAGAUGUCUUCCAACUCCCUGAAGGAGAGAAUAGCUUUGUUAAUUGCGAUAAAAUUCCGUCAAUUGAUCUUCGAAUCUGGUCCGAUUGCUGUGAGAACUGUGAAGGACCUUCUGACAACGGAAUUUCAAGAUCCAGGAGAGAGGCUGACAAGUAUAUGGAACACAUAAAUGUUAGGAACAUUAGGAAUCUUGAACGACAGGUCAAGGAUCUCCAGAGAGAAUCGAACUCACUCAAAGAACAAGCCAAAGAGAUGGCCCUGGGUUUCAAAAUAUUGCAAGCGCAAUUGAGCUCGCAAAUCAUUUCUAAUUUCUAAUAUUCUCAAAACAGCUGCAUGUUUUAUAUCUUGAUAUCCACAUACAAUUUUGUACAUAUAAUCUUGAAUCAUUGCUAUGUAAUUUACACCUGUAUCUUCAAUGUACAUAUUAACUUUGGAAUAAUUCAUGGCUAUCAACUGUAGAACAAUUGUGCGCGCUUGAAUUGGUUUUUUAUAUGCAAUUUUUGCUUUCAAUGUUUUAGUAUUUACUGAUAUUAUCUUGUAUUCAACCCCAAUUCUUUGAAAUUCACUUGGAAAAGAAUCGAAAUGAUGAAUUAGAGUCAAUCCAUGAAUAGGAAUGAUGCGGAAAUUAUUUUUCUAUCGAUUUCUUCCUUGUACGUGGAUGAGUCGGAGUUAUUUAUAGAAUAUCUUCCUCAGGCCACAGCUCCACUGGUUCACUCCACUCGAUGAUUGUGGAUCAUAAAUUCAAACCGUUAAGGUACAAAGAAUUGUUUCUGAUUUAUGUAAAACACGAUUAUCACUCCACCAUA